Molecule: messenger RNA, 789 nt
Organism: Lactuca virosa
Lineage: Eukaryota; Viridiplantae; Streptophyta; Magnoliopsida; Asterales; Asteraceae
Source: the annotation of a GenBank genome assembly
AUGGAGUCAACUUUUGAGUUGACUCCCGACAUCCAUUCAUACAAUGCUCUCUUAACUGCAUUUGGAAAGCUCCAUAAGAGAGAUGAAGCAGUUAGAGUGUUUGAGCACUUAGUAAGCUUAGGAGUGAAGCCUAAUGAGAAAACAUACGCUCUUUUAACCGAUGCUCAUCUCAUUAAACGGGAUGUCGAUGCUGCAGUUUCAACAGUUAAUGACAUGGUUAUGGACAUGGAACACGAGCUUCGAGCAUUACGAAUUCAACUGGCUGAGAAGUCAAAGCGGUCAAUUGAGCUUCAGAAAGAGGAAUCGUGUGAUGGGGUUUUAGCAUUUGAGUAUUAUUAUUUACACAGUUCUUGGAGUUACCUUAAUCUGUUCUUGAAUCAGCCAAUUGGCGAGAUAAACUAUCUUGCUUCAACAGACUAUGAUGACAUAGUCAAGAUAUGGGACGCUGGAAUUGGUGAAGCAGUUUAUCAUCAUAUGGAGCAUGAAAGGUGGACAUGGUCUGUUGACUUUUCUCAAGUAGAUCCUAUGAAGUUAGCCAGUGGAAGUGGUGAUUGUACUGUGAAAUUAUGUAGCAUUAAUGAGAUAUGGGACGCUGGAAUUGGUGAAGCAGUUUAUCAUCAUAUGGAGCAUGAAAGGUGGACAUGGUCUGUUGACUUUUCUCAAGUAGAUCCUAUGAAGUUAGCCAGUGGAAGUGGUGACUGUACUGUGAAAUUAUGUAGCAUUAAUGAGAUAGACCACAGGAAGAAAGGAUACAAGAUUGGGUUCAACUUCACAGUCUGUGACAGCUAG